AAACCUGUUAGUUCUGUUUCUAACGCGAUAGAGAAACCAAGACCUUCUUCAUUCAUCUCGUAACGAACCACAAGCUGCAAGAAGAUGAUGAUGAUUGUUUUGGUACGAAGAUUUUAAGGCACCAAUUUGUGUGUAAAUUGCAGAGCACUGUACUAGAGUAUUGGGUUUAAUAAGGAGGUAGCUGUAUCCUUGCACUCUACUGCUUUUGUUGUUGUUGUUGUUGUAGUGUCCUUUUUUAGUUAACAUUGUUGUUUAUGGUGGAAAUGCGGUGUUGGAUCAGUUUUUGAACCUAGAUGAUUGGAAGUGCAAUCCUUGUUUAUGUAGUGGAAGUCUUGUGACUCUUCCUUGGUCAAUCUUCGCAAAUUUGAUAGGCUUCAAAGGCGCGAGGCGUCUAAGAAAUUGAGUGUGUUUUGCUGUCGAGGCGCAGAGGCGGCGAAGGCGCUGUUCAAGGCGGAGAAAGCGCAGAAAACGCGUCCGGAGGCGUUAAAGGCGGACGCUCCAGUUUUUUUUUUUUUUUUUUUUACAACACCAAAACACUGUGGGUUAAAAGUCCUAUAGGUUCACGAGCUGAAGUCAUUUUUGGUUUCCUCCAGCCUUCUCCAUCAAAACUCCGUCUCCUUCCCUCUCAAAUCCCAAUUCCCAAAGCCGCAAUUUGAUAAAAUGGUCAAGAGCCCAUUGGUUCUCUCAAGGAUUUCGCUGUAAAAGGAGGCUGUUUGCAGAUUUGGAGAAAGAAAUUUUCUUACUUUCAGAGUUGUAGUUCGAUAUUUGAGUUCGAAUUGAUGUUUUGUAGUUCUGUUUCAAUUGAAGUUUAUCUGAUUUUGAUUCUUCGUAUAUUUGAGUUUGAAAUGAUGUUGUGUUCCAAUCGAAGUUUAUUGCUUGACUCAGGUUUAUUUUGAAAAUUCUUAGCAUUCAAUACUUUUUUCAAUAAGAGUGGUGUUGACAGGUGUAUCUCAGGAUUAACCCCAAAAGACAAUUCUUCUUUUAAUAUGCUUAUCUUUGUUUAACUUAUGAGGUGAGGCUUGGAAGUGGAAUUACAUCUGGAAGGUUCAUAUUUAGGAGGCUUGGAUGCUGUGAGGUUUGUUUCUGUGAGGCUUUCUUCAAUAAGAGUGGUGUUGACAGUUCUGUGACCUUGGGUUAUAUAUGUGGCUUCUUUGGGUGAUUUAUGUAUAGGUAACUAGUAACUACAUUCUAAUCGUAUUCCUAUAAACUCUGUGGGUUAUAUAUGUGUGCACUCGUUUCCAACUUUGUUAAGCCGAUACAGAGACCAAAAUAUGAUGCUAUUCAAUUCUAUUAGUCUGAGGCUAUAUCAUCUGUAGGUCUGAGGCUAUUCAAUUCAAUGUUGUUCUGUUUAUGAUAUAGCAAUUUCCAUCUAUUUAGCUGUUCUGUUCAUAGAAAAACUAUGCUUUGAAGUUCCAAUCUACUUGGUUGUUCUGUUUAAGAUAUAAGUUGAUAUAAGUAAUUAAGUAUAGGCAUUUUGAAUAUCAGUAAUGGUGCAUGACUUGCUUUUUUAUCACCCUUUCGAUUGAUGAGUUCUGUAAUUCAAUGGUUUAUGUGUGCUCCUUUGUGUUCUGAAACUUUACUUAGUUGGAUUCAGCUUUACUUACAUAUUAACGAGAAAGGCUUACGCCUUACUGAGGCUCUCCCGAAAAUGCCUCGGCUACGCCUUAGCCUUUUAAAACAUUAUUUGCUAUCUCUUGGCCAAACGCUGAUUCUUAUAGUAGCCAUGGCAGGUUGGAACUUCAUUCACUUCACAUGCUUCAUAAUUUUGCCUGGCUAGAGUCCUUUAGUCUUGGCUAGACUUGGUGGAGCUCAGAAGAAUUGGAUUGAUAAUGGUGUUGGCGUUAUCUUACUAUCUAGUUCACACAUUGAAAACCCAAUUGGCACUCAUGGAGUGCGUGUCCAAGGAAUAGUGACUAAUUAUAAGGAGGCUAGUGCUUUGAGCUUCAUCUUAUCCUUAGCCGGAGUUAAACAUUUUGUAAUGUUACGCCUGGCUUCCAAUAUUCUACAAAGAAGCUCAUCUAGAACUCUUGCAUCAUCUCGUGAUUUCUCAUUGCAAUUGUUACUCCAACAUAUUUGCCCACAGCAACAAGACGAUUUCCAGCACCAACAACGGAGUUGUUACUUUGGGCAGUCAAAGGCGUCGAGCCCUAGCCUCUCGAUAUGGAGGCGCAAGAAAGAGAUGGGCAAGGAGGGCCUCAUCGUCGCUAAGGAGCUCAAAAGGCUCCGCUCUCAGCCCCUCCGCCUCGAUCGCUUCAUACGCUCCCACGUGUCCCGUUUGCUCAAGUCUGAUCUUCUGGCUGUUCUUGCCGAGUUUCAGAGACAAGACCAGGUCUUUCUCUGUAUGAAGAUCUACAAUGUGGUGCGCAAAGAGAUUUGGUAUCGACCAGACAUGUUCUUUUACAGGGACAUGCUUAUGAUGCUUGCAAGAAAUAGAAAGGUGGAUGAAGCAAAGCAAGUUUGGGAAGAUUUGAAGGGGGAAGAAGUUUUGUUUGAUCAGCAUACUUUUGGGGAUAUUAUUAGGGCUUUUCUAGAAAGUGAAUUGCCCUCGGAAGCAAUGGGUAUAUACGAUGAAAUGAGAGGAUCUCCUGAACCCCCUAUAUCACUGGCAUUUAGAGUUAUAUUGAAAGGGCUUCUUCCAUACCCAGAAUUGCGGGAGAAGGUGAAAGCUGACUUCUUGGAGUUAUUUCCAGAUAUGAUUGUCUAUGACCCCCCUGAAGAUUUGUUUGAAGAUCAAGAAUGGAAAAGUGAAAGCAAAGAUGAUUACUAAUGCACUUGCUCACGCUCCAUAAAUGAUUUUUUUCAUCUUCAGAAGCUAAAAUCAUCAGCAACUGCUAAGUGCAAUCAAAUGCCCGUGGAAUUUGAAAGAAAAUAUCUUGGUUUUGUACUGGUACAUCUGCUCACGGAUCAUCCAACGAGGCAGCGAUUAAGUUUGAGUUGCAACAAAGGCUCUAAACUCUCAUUAAUGCAAUGAGGUUUGCGUGUAAUGUCUAUGCAAUGUUGUCACGCAGUUUUUAUUUUUAUUUUCUUUUAAUACAUCAAUACUUUGAUUAAACAACAGAAUAAAUUACAAUUGAGAACAUAUAACACAGAGUUUGAGUAGUAAGCCCAUACUUUUUGAGA
Molecule: messenger RNA, 3120 nt
Organism: Rosa chinensis
Lineage: Eukaryota; Viridiplantae; Streptophyta; Magnoliopsida; Rosales; Rosaceae
Product: pentatricopeptide repeat-containing protein At1g62350
Exons: 4
Coding region: 1979-2767 (262 amino acids)
Molecular function (GO): protein binding
Source: RefSeq, a predicted model, not a curated record